This is a messenger RNA of Carassius auratus (goldfish), 1971 nucleotides long. Its product is annotated as ceramide synthase 1-like. Lineage: Eukaryota; Metazoa; Chordata; Actinopteri; Cypriniformes; Cyprinidae. The coding region runs from base 805 to 1839 and encodes 344 amino acids. Gene Ontology annotation, molecular function: sphingosine N-acyltransferase activity. The transcript has 6 exons. Gene Ontology annotation, cellular component: membrane. The record is from RefSeq and is a predicted model, not a curated record. Gene Ontology annotation, biological process: ceramide biosynthetic process.
GCGCGUUUCUGAAUACAUCACACGCUGAGCGACAGAGACACGCAGGUUCAUUUGAGCGUAGUCUUCAUUUGGCGAUUUUUAUUUCCACUCGUUUUUGCAAAUCCGACCCACAUAUGGACAUACCGGGGAAUCUGUUCUGUUUUAAACCCCUCGACAUGAGAUGAAACCCGGAGGAGAUGUUAUGUUCACUAAAUAACGAGAAGAAGAGGACGCGCUAUUUGGGCACAUGAACUGAACGCACAUCACAUGCGCGGAAUAUAAAGAGGCCAAUCGACACUGGUUAUGGUUUUUCUUUAUCAUCCUUUCAUUUCAGGGUUGCUCAGAAUGCUUAAAUUGUAAGCCAUCAGUUUAAAUGCAUAAUAUAGCAUCUGUUAAGCAGGCAUGCUGAUUCAUAUAUUGUGCAAUGGAUUUUGUAACCACACAGUAAGGGAAGUGUUUAGUGAAUUUAAGGUUAUAUACAGAGCAGGUUUCUUGUUAUGGGAUGUUUAAGCAAAUGAUGGUGGCACUCUAAAGCCAUUAACACCCCAAUGGCUGACAUUGGCAUACAUGCAGUAUAGGAUAUAAAAUAAUCUCUUUUCUCUUGACAUUAGGGUUAAUGUUGGAAUCUGUUUGUAUUGGUAUAAUUUGUUAAUUGGCAUUAGUAGUUUAUAAGUCUUAAUUUAGAAGACAAGACAAGACGGGGUACUUCACAGACCAUAAUCAGCUUAAGGUUUACGGCUGCUGUAGUUGGUGGCACUUCUGCAUCGUGCAUCUCCAUUGCUUUCCAGUCCCGGAGUGGCUUGUUAUUACAGUGUUUCUAAUAUAAUGGACCCCGAUCAUGAUGGUUCCUCCAGCGAUGGCAUGGAGAUGGAGACCAUGCCUGGCUAUAUGGAGCUCGUCACUAGAGCAUAUUCAGUCAUGUUCAGUGCCUUAAGAGACUGUGAAGUCUGCGGGCUGGAGCUGUCCAGAAGAACCUUGCUGGAUCAUGCCUACAUAACCUGGACGGAGAUCUUCAUGUUCUUCAUGUGCGCGGUCAUGUGGACGAAGGUGCGCAAGGGACUGACCGUGUACAUCUUUGAGCCCUUUGGACAAUGGUGUUGUAUCCAACCAAAAGAUAUCUCAAAGAUGCCGGAGAGUGCUUGGAAGCUGGUCUUCUACACAAUGUCGUGGUCAUACAGCACCUACCUUUUGUUUUUCACUAGCUAUUCCUUCUUUCAAAACCCCCCAUCUGUGUUUUACGACUGGAAGAGUGGGAUGUCGGUUCCCACUGAUAUCACGAUAGCUUACCUAAUCCAGGGCAGCUUCUAUGGCCACUCCAUAUAUGCCACCAUUUACAUGGACGCCUGGAGGAAGGACUCCCUUGUCAUGGUGGUGCAUCACUUUAUCACUCUGGCCCUGAUCACAUUCUCCUAUGCCUUCAGAUACCACAACAUUGGCAUUCUCGUUCUCUUUCUUCAUGACAUCAAUGACAUUCAGUUGGAAUUCACCAAGAUCAACGUUUACUUCAAGACUCGGGGAGGGAAAGAGUAUCUCAUCAAUGAUGUCCUGUCCAACAUGGGGGUUAUUAGUUUCAGCAUCACAUGGUUUUGGUUCCGUUUGUACUGGUUCCCCCUCAAAGUGCUGUGGGCUUCCUGUGUCACCAGCAUCCAGUCGGUUCCCCACAUCCCUUUCUACUUCUUCUUCAACAUACUCCUGUUUGCCCUGCUCCUCAUGAACAUCUACUGGUUCCUGUUCAUUGUGCUGUUUGUGGUGAAGGCCCUGACGGGCCAGAUGACGGAGGUAAAUGACGUCCGGGAGUACGAGGAUGAGUACCUAAAGGAGAAAAAAGACACUAAUGAUCAGAUGUCUACUGAAGGGUAAGCAAAGAAAUGCAGCAGUUGGUGGUUAGCACAGGUUUACAGCAUGUGCAUGUAACCAAGAGGAAGUCGUGUGGUCAACUAGCAGUUCAGGCAGAACUGAGAACUGUAGAGUCAACUACCUUGACUUCUUUUG